Ipomoea triloba (trilobed morning glory) is the source of this 3502-nucleotide messenger RNA. RefSeq names its product phosphatidylinositol 4-phosphate 5-kinase 9. Gene Ontology annotation, biological process: phosphatidylinositol metabolic process. The transcript is spliced from 15 exons. Lineage: Eukaryota; Viridiplantae; Streptophyta; Magnoliopsida; Solanales; Convolvulaceae. Gene Ontology annotation, molecular function: 1-phosphatidylinositol-4-phosphate 5-kinase activity; ATP binding; GTP binding. Bases 329 to 3421 code for a protein of 1030 amino acids. The record is from RefSeq and is a predicted model, not a curated record.
UUUGACGUUGUUAAGUGUUAACCAAACGGCUUAGCCCAGAAGAAGACGACGAACUGAGGCGCUGGUUUGCUCGCAUCGCAGCCUUUCGCGCUUUGGGAUUUGCACAAUUGCACUUUCCCCUGAUUUCCUUUUCUGGGUUCAGUUUUAAAGAUAAAGAAUCCAAUCGCUAUUCUAAAAGCCAUAUACAAAGUUUCAGUUGCAACUUGCCAAAAAGGGGAAGUUAAGGAAGUCUGUUUGCUAUUUUACAAUGAAAGUGACCUUUUGCUUAUGAGAAGAUCUCAAUCACUUUCUACACAUUACAACAAUUUGAGACUUUUUGGCAUUAUGCAUGUCUGGUCCUGUGGUGAUUGCUGAUAGUGUUGGAAGAGCGCUUUCGCUGUCAGAUAGGACACAAUCUGUUGAUGCUGUAUUGCUUAAUGACAAUCACAUCAACAGCUUAACAAAUGGGGAAGUUUCUCGUUCGUCUGAAUCCAGUGGCUUUAGAGUUGGAGAGCUCUUGCUACGAAAUGGGGAAUGUUAUUCUGGGUCCCUGCUGGGCAAUAUACCUGAGGGCUCAGGCCAGUAUAUAUGGGCUGAUGGUUGUAGGUAUGAGGGUGAGUGGAGACAUGGGAUGAGGCAUGGUUAUGGGACACUUAGAUGGCCUUCUGGUGCGGUUUAUGAGGGUGAAUUUUCAGGUGGUUAUAUGCAUGGUACUGGGACAUAUACUACGUCUAAUAAAAUGACCUACAAAGGCCGUUGGAAGCUGAACCGUAAACAUGGUUUAGGAUCCCAAAUAUAUCCCAAUGGUGAUGUAUUUGAAGGAUCCUGGAUUCAGGGUACUGCAGAAGGACCUGGUAAAUACGCUUGGGCUAAUGGGAAUGUGUAUUUUGGAAAUAUGAAAGGAGGGAGAAUGUCUGGGAAAGGAACUCUCACUUGGCUCAAUGGAGACACGUAUGAAGGAAGUUGGUUAAAUGGUAUGAUGCAUGGUUUUGGUAUAUACACAUGGUGCGAUGGUGGCUGUUAUAUUGGAACUUGGACCCGUGGUCUAAAGGACGGAAAAGGGGCGUUUUAUCCAAGAGGCAGCAGGCUUCCUGCUGGGCAGGAAUUGUACCUUAAUGCACUGCGAAAAAGAGGGUUGCUACCGGAUUUAAGAAAACAAAAACAGGUUUCACAUAUGCAUCAUGCCGUUUCAGUUGAUAUGGGAAAUGUUAAAGUGAUUGGAGACCAAGGAGCUCGCAAGGAUUCACCUGAUAAGCUCUCAAAAGGAAACCUUUUAAACCUAGAGCAGUCUCGGACCACGAAUGUUGCUUUAGAAAGACGGUGGAGUCUUGAAGUAGCCAUUGAGAAAGUUAUCGGACGUGAUUUUGAGUCUGAAAUUACUGAUGAUGAUUUCAACACUCCAAUUUUGGAAAGAGAGUACAUGCAAGGUGUCCUAAUCAGUGAAGUUGUUCUAAGUGAUCGUUUCUCACCUCCAUCUAGGAGAGCAAAAAGGCGUCAAAGAAAACUUGCCAGGGAGAUGGAGAGACCAGGUGAAGCAAUUAUCAAAGGUCACCGGAGUUAUGAUUUAAUGCUGAGUUUGCAGCUUGGGAUCAGAUAUACUGUGGGAAAAAUCACCCCCAUACAAAGGCGAGAAGUACGGGCUUCAGAUUUUGGUCCUCGUGCAAGUUUUUGGAUGUACUUUCCUAAAGUGGGGUCACAGCUGACACCUCCACACCAGUCGGAGGAUUUCAAGUGGAAAGAUUAUUGUCCAAUGGUAUUCAGGAACCUGAGGGAGAUGUUUAAGAUAGAUGCUGCCGACUACAUGAUGUCCAUUUGUGGAAACGAUGCACUUAGAGAACUUUCUUCGCCUGGAAAAAGUGGUAGUGUUUUCUUUCUGUCCCAAGAUGAUCGCUUCAUGAUUAAGACAUUGCGAAAAUCAGAAGUUAAGGUGUUGCUCCGCAUGCUUCCAAACUAUCAUCUACAUGUGCGAACUUACGAGAACACACUGAUUACCAAAUUUUUCGGUCUACACAGGAUAAAGCCUUCAAGUGGACAAAAGUUCCGCUUUGUAGUAAUGGGAAAUAUGUUCUGCACAGAACUGAGAAUCCAUCGACGAUUUGAUUUAAAAGGUUCUUCACUAGGGCGUUCAGCAGAUAAGGUUGAAAUUGAUGAAAAUACGAUACUUAAAGAUCUAGAUUUGAACUACUGUUUUUAUCUGGAGCCUACAUGGCAAGAGGCCCUGCUAAAGCAAAUUGAAAUUGAUAGCAAAUUUUUGGAAGCACAGCACAUUAUGGAUUACAGCCUCCUGUUAGGCGUUCACUACCGAGCUCCUCAACACCUACGAUCUCUCGCAUCACACAGUAGACGAAUAACAGCAGAUGGAUUAGAAAUUGUUGCAGAAGAUGAAUCUUUGGAGGACGAAAUAUCUCCCCAAGGGCUUGUAUUGGUUCCACGCGAUGCAGAUGAUGGUAGCGUUGUUGUGGGAUCACAUAUCAGAGGCAGCCGAUUACGAGCAUCAUCUGCUUCAGGCGAUGAGGAAGUUGAUCUUCUCCUCCCAGGAACAGCGAGACUGCAGAUCCAGCUAGGAGUAAAUAUGCCAGCAAGAGCAGAGUAUAUCCCCGGGAAAGAAGAGAAACAGAUGUUUCACGAAGUGUACGAUGUUGUACUCUACCUGGGCAUCAUUGACAUCUUACAAGAAUACAACAUAACUAAGAAGAUAGAACACGCGUACAAAUCUAUUCAAUUCGAUUCCGUGUCCAUCUCUGCCGUGGACCCCACGUUCUACUCUGAACGGUUCUUGGAGUUCAUCCGAAAGAGAAUGGGGUCGCCGGCCACCGGACAGAGCAGCAGCAGCAACUAUGAUCUGUCGUUUAAGAUAUUGUUGAUCGGAGAUUCGGGUGUCGGGAAGAGUAGCCUGCUCGUCAGCUUCAUUUCUAAUGCCGCCGACGAUCCUGCCCCCACCAUUGGUGUUGAUUUCAAGAUCAAGAUUCUCACAAUUGGUGGAAAGAAACUCAAACUUACAAUAUGGGACACAGCUGGACAGGAGAGGUUCAGGACAUUGACAACCUCGUACUACAGAGGUGCUCAGGGGAUUAUUCUUGUUUAUGAUGUGACAAGGAGAGAGACCUUCCUUAAUCUGUCUGAUAUUUGGGCAAAAGAGAUAGAGCUUUACUCCACUAAUCAGGAUUGUGUGAAAAUACUCGUCGGGAACAAAGUUGACAAAGAAUCUGAAAGAGUUGUGAGCAGUGAAGAAGGUGCAUCUCUAGCAAAUGAACUUGGAUGUCUAUUUCUUGAAUGCAGUGCUAAGACUAGAGAGAAUGUGGAAAAUUGCUUUGAAGAACUUGCAUUAAAGAUAAUGGAAGUGCCUAGUCUUUUGGAACAAGGAUCUAACAUAGGGAAGAGGAAUAUCUUAAAGCAGAAAGAGGAACAACAGACACAAACUGGGAGUGGCUGUUGCUCAUAGAACUAUGGGUCUGCUAAUGGCAUCCAACUAAGAUUCCUUAACAAUUUGUGAAUAAAGUAAAUAAUGAUUUGGUUUUCUGUA